AAGUAUGGGAAAUUUUAAUUCAUUAGAGAAGAGCAAUGGUUCGAUUGUAUAUGGUAAUUUUUCUACUGCCUAUUCUCCUUCUAAUCGAAAAUUCCUCAUGUAAAACUGCCCUUGGAAGGAUUGUAAACGGAAAAAUUGCAACAGCAGGAGAAUUCACAUAUCAGUUGUCCUUACGUCGUAAUAAUAAACACAUAUGUGGAGCUUCAGUCCUGAGUAACCAGUGGGCUAUAAGUGCAGCUCACUGCGUUGAGAAUAAACGGAGUUCCUAUUCAAUUAGAGCGGGAACGAAUAGAAGAUCUUCCGGUGGAACGAUAAUGAACGUGCAGGAAAUACUUAUUCAUCCUUUAUAUAAUUCGGACACAAUGAACUGCGAUGUGUCUCUUUUACGAACUCAGAAUAUCUUACGCGGUGAUUUCAUAGAGCCCAUAGUUUUGCCCAAACCUACCCAACCUGUUCCAUCAGAUUUGGCAGCUAUGGUAUCUGGAUGGGGACACACAGGUUCAUCAGAAGAAACCCUACCAGAGGAACUCAAGUAUGCUCAAGUUUACACAAUAGACCAGCAAGAAUGCACUGAAUUGCUCAGAAACUACGGGGUGGUAACAAAUGCAAUGUUCUGUGCAUCUGCAAGACUAGUUGACGCAUGUCAGGGAGACAGUGGUGGCCCACUUAAUUUGAAUGGAGUACUAAUUGGAGUAGUUUCCUGGGGAAUUGGAUGCGCUGAUCCUGACUUCCCAGGAGUUUAUACCAGACUGGCUUAUCCACCAGUUCGUAAUUGGAUACAAAUUACAACAAAUAUAUAAUUCAAAAUCAAGAGCAUGAUUUUAACAGUUAGUAUUUAUUUAUAACUUUGAGGAAUAGGUCAGACAUUUUAGCAGACCGCCAAAAAUAAAUAAAUUUUCUAGUUUGCUUAAAAA
Molecule: messenger RNA, 914 nt
Organism: Eupeodes corollae
Lineage: Eukaryota; Metazoa; Arthropoda; Insecta; Diptera; Syrphidae
Product: trypsin-1
Exons: 3
Coding region: 36-800 (254 amino acids)
Biological process (GO): proteolysis
Molecular function (GO): serine-type endopeptidase activity
Source: RefSeq, a predicted model, not a curated record